AUGCUACGGCUUUCCAAGGCGCACGAAGCCGGUGUACAGUGGAGCGAUAUCCAAUUCGAUGCUGUAUGGUGCCUUCCUUGGUGGGAGGGAAUUGAUGCAGUCGAUCUGAAGCCGGGAGAAGGGCAACAUUUGGAGAGGCUGGUAAGCAAUAGCGAAGCCUCGAACGAUUCUAUCAAGGAAGCCGAAACAGUACCCGACCAGCACAUCAAGGCACUGAAGGAGCUUUUCGAGCAGAAGCUGUCGGGCGACAACCGAUACCACGAAUCUCUCACCCAGCUGAAGGAAAUGGCAGAAAUGCUAGAUGGAUACCCUGUCGCCAAGCAAGACUUUGAAGAUGCCAUACAACCAGUUAGGGAGGCCAUAGAUGCCUGGCACGAGAUCUUUGCGAAGAUGGGAGCAAGAGAGGUGCCCAUUGCAGAGGCAGAUUUAGUCUCCGAAUUUGCCAACGCCAUCAGCCCCUUCCUUGGUCUACCGGCAGAUUCCACGAAGUGGGUAGACUUUUUGAGAAAGUUGAUCAGACUGAAGGAAUGGGAUCUCAUUGACAAAUUCACGAGUGUCCAGGUUUAUGGGAUUGGUUAUAUGGGGCAGCUGUCAAAGACUGAUCUUGAUGAGGCACUCCUCGUGGUCAAGAAUGAAGCCCACUUCCGAUACCUCAUCUGGGCGGAAAAGUUCAUCAAAUCUUACGAGGCCGAUGACUCUGACCUCAUGGACACAGAGAACCGACGCAAGGUCGAUCAAAAGCCCCCCAGCGCCAAACUUGAGAAGGAUGAGGAUAUCGUCACCGAGGAGCCAGCUCCCGAGCAACCGAUUGGAGACAAGUCCCACAGCGACGACCGUGAGGAUGAGGAUGCCACCGCCAUAGAUACAAGUCUCUGGGAACCCUUCGAGGAUCCUGAAAUUAUCGUGGAUCACUCAUUGCUGCCCUACAGAUGGAUGAGCGAUUCUGAGGCUCAGGAGUAUCUUCGCAUCGUGGCCGAGCAGUCAAAGGAGAGCGAGAGCGAACCCACCGCUUCACAGAGCAAUCCACGGACCGACGAGGCCGAUGACGAGAUGAUCAUCGAUGAAGAGACACUGAACAACAUGUUUGCAGGUUGGAUCGGGCACAUGCCCAUCCCCAGAGGUCUUGACGAGGUGGAAGAUGAGGAGGUGGAAGAUGAGGAGGAGGAAGGUGCUGAGGAGGCGAGAUGGUUCACAGAGUGA
This is a messenger RNA of Colletotrichum fioriniae, 1200 nucleotides long. RefSeq lists its product as uncharacterized. Lineage: Eukaryota; Fungi; Ascomycota; Sordariomycetes; Glomerellales; Glomerellaceae. The record is from RefSeq and is a predicted model, not a curated record.